This is a messenger RNA of Pezoporus occidentalis (night parrot), 1568 nucleotides long. RefSeq names its product mitochondrial ribosomal protein L1 (gene MRPL1). The transcript is spliced from 10 exons. Lineage: Eukaryota; Metazoa; Chordata; Aves; Psittaciformes; Psittacidae. The record is from RefSeq and is a predicted model, not a curated record. The coding region runs from base 285 to 1283 and encodes 332 amino acids.
UGGGACGACACCCCGGUUUUACCUAAUGAUUAUGGUAGCGGCAGCCAGGAGCCCUCUCCGGAGUGGGUGCCGAGGAAGUGGUGGUCCACAGGUAGGAGCCCUGUUCCUGGGAAAUGCCUUUCAGUGCCCAGAUUUCAGUUGUAGAGAGCCAUGUGAGACAAGGGAUGCUCUUCUAGGCAGCUGAAGCAAGGAGGCACAGCUGCCUGGAGUCAUGCUGACCCGAAGAAGGUCGUUUAUGCUGAGAGAGCAGGAAUUGCAGAAGGAGCGAGGGGCUUUGAUAGGAAAUGGGCUGCAGAGUGAUACUGGCGCCUCUUCGCGGGUGGAUCAUCCCUGGGCUUGACCGGCGCCUCGCUGCCGCCUCUGCCAUGGUGAGCGCCGCGGCGCCUGUCCGGCUCUACGCUGCGGCCGCGAAACCUGCAAACAGAAGUUCACAAAAGACCAAGCAGGAAGAGACAAAAAAGAAGCAAGUACCCAGGAGGCGGCCACUGAUGACUAAGCCUGUGGAUGAUGUCUACUUGACGUGGCAUUAUGAGCGCCCAUCCUAUGAAGUGGAAAAGGCUGUGGGGAUGCUAAAGAAAUUUCAGGAACUGGACUUCACUUACCCCAAACAGUUUGUCUAUAUUAACGUGUUCCUAGAUAUGGCACUACAGAAGAAGAAAAAAGUGGAACCAUUUACAAGCACUGUUCUUCUUCCAUAUCGCUUUUCAGAUCAAACGAAUAAGGUCUUGGUUUUCACAGAGAAUGAGCAAGAAGCAGAAGUAGCUCGAGCGAAUGGAGCUGCUGUUGUGGGAGGAGUUGAAUUAAUCAAAUGGAUUUUGGAAGAUGAAAUCCAAGUGGACUCUUACAUAGCUGUUCCCGAAAUAAUACCUAAGCUAAUACCAUUAAGGAGCAAACUCAGACGGAAAUACCCGAAUACAAAAAAAAAUUCCCUGGGCCGUGAUAUUCCCAAAAUGCUGCAACUCUACAGAGAUGGUCUUGAGUACACAGUACAAGAUGAGUGUGUAAUCAAGACAAGAAUAGCAAGACUGGAUAUGCCUACUGAGCAGAUAAUUGCGAAUCUAAAAACAGUUAUCAAUGAUAUCUGCACAUUCAAGCCAUUGGCUUAUGGUCCUUUUGUGCAGAGGUUGGUGAUUAGAUCUUCCACCAGUGAAGGUUUGCUAUUGUACCUUGAUGGCCUUCUACCUCAGGUGGAGAAAGCAGAAGAAAAAGUAGAAGAAAAAGUAGAAGAAGAAGAUGCAGAAGGUGAUGAAGAAAAACAUGUCCCGGAAUCUGCUAGUACCUGAUGUCUUUACUUGUAGAUCUGAUGGUCAAGCUUAGAAAGCAGAGGGUGUGAUUGAAAUCAUAAUUUAUGAAAAGAAAAAAAUAAACUUAACUUGAGAAUUCCACUUGUAAAUUCUGUGUAACAACAAACAUUGUCAUAAACAGGAGUCUGUUGUCAAGACUGAAGACAUUUAAAUUCUUUUUGUUGGUAGCUGAAAGCUGCCAAGUUCGUGUAUUGUGGUUUUGUUUUUUUUUUCUUUGCAGGUAACAGUUUUUACUUUAAUAAAAGUAUUUCUGUAACUUCCGAA